CGACCCCGGGCUGCGCUGCAGACGGCAGCAGCUCCUGCUCCGCCCGAGUCGUCUGACCGCCGAGCCGGGGUGCUAACCGCGGGUCCCUCCAGCCCGCCGGCCCGGCCAGCCCAGCCCAGCCCGCCGGCCCGCAGCCCCGCCGCCCGCCGCCCCCCGCCGCCGCCGCGUUGCCAAAACAAACGGGCCGGCCUAUUUAUUGGCGGCCGGCGAGCCGGGCUGCUCAGAGUCGAGGCGCCGAGGGGGACAGCGCGCCGCCACCAGCCAGGGCCUCGGGCCCCCACCCCGCACCUGAGUACCGCCGGCCUUGAGCCGCGCCGCGCCGCCCAUGGCGCCCCCGCCUGGAGUCCCCCGGAGCCACCCGGACGCCUGAGUCCCCGCAGCGAUCCCACCGACCCGCCCACCCAUCAGCACCCGGCGCCCUCGCCCGCCGCUCUCCCGGGCUCCCUGGCCAUGUCUCCCGCCUGGCUCCGGUCCCGACUGCGGUUCUGUCUGCUCCUGUUGCUGCUGGUGAUGGUGCCGGCGGCGCGGGGCUGCGGGCCGGGCCGGGUGGUGGGCAGCCGGCGGCGGCCGCCGCGCAAACUCGUGCCGCUCGCUUAUAAGCAGUUCAGCCCCAACGUGCCAGAGAAGACCCUGGGCGCCAGCGGGCGCUAUGAAGGCAAGAUCGCGCGCAGCUCCGAGCGCUUCAAGGAGCUCACCCCCAACUACAAUCCCGACAUCAUCUUCAAGGACGAGGAGAAUACGGGUGCCGAUCGCCUCAUGACCCAGCGCUGCAAGGAUCGCCUGAACUCGUUGGCCAUCUCAGUCAUGAACCAGUGGCCGGGUGUGAAGCUGAGGGUUACCGAAGGCUGGGAUGAGGACGGCCACCACUCGGAGGAGUCCUUGCACUAUGAGGGCCGCGCGGUGGACAUCACCACCUCAGACCGCGACCGCAAUAAGUAUGGACUGCUGGCGCGCUUGGCGGUGGAGGCUGGCUUCGACUGGGUAUAUUACGAGUCCAAGGCCCAUGUGCAUUGCUCCGUCAAGUCCGAGCACUCGGCCGCUGCCAAGACAGGUGGCUGCUUCCCUGCUGGAGCCCAGGUGCGCCUAGAGAGUGGGGCACGUGUAGCCUUGUCAUCUGUGAGGCCAGGAGACCGGGUGCUGGCCAUGGGGGAGGAUGGGAACCCCACCUUCAGUGACGUGCUCAUUUUCCUGGACCGUGAGCCAGACAGGCUGAGGACUUUCCAGGUCAUCGAAACCCAGAAUCCCCCACGCCGCCUAGCACUCACGCCUGCUCACCUGCUCUUUACUGCUGACAAUCACACAGAACCAGCAGCCCACUUCCGGGCCACUUUUGCCAGCCAUGUGCAACCUGGCCAGUAUGUGCUGGUAGCAGGAGUGCCAGGCCUGCAGCCUGCCCAGGUGGUGGCUGUCUCCACACAUGUGGCCCUCGGGGCCUAUGCUCCACUCACAAGGCAUGGAACACUGGUGGUGGAGGGUGUCGUGGCUUCUUGCUUUGCAGCUGUGGCUGACCACCACCUGGCUCAGUUGGCCUUUUGGCCUCUGCGACUGUUUCCCAGCUUGGCAUGGAAUAGCUGGGGCCCUGGUGAGGGUGUGCACUGGUACCCUCGGCUGCUCUACCGCCUGGGGCGUCUCCUGCUAGAAGAGGGUAGUUUCCACCCGCUGGGCAUGUCUGGGGCAGGAAGCUGAAAGGAUUCUAUCACUGCCGUCCCAGAACUGCUGUGCUGGAUUCAAAAGCCUCCCUAUCAGGAAUGCUCUUGCCCUGAAAGGGAUCUGAGCUGAGGACACUGGUCCCCGUCUUCUCCUCCAGAGUGGGGACACACCAUUGAGACUUGACUGGGCAAUGCCAGUAUCUUGUUGAAGUGAUAGAGCUGCAAGCUGAGCUGGCAAGGUGGUGGUGGGCUUUCCUUUCCUAAAGACCUUGAGAUCAACCAGCUCUUGCUACAAUUUUUCACACCCCACCUCCCACCACAGGGAGGGCCCAUUCCAUCGGUCUUUGAACCUCUUACUCCAGUCUUUCUCGGGACCUGGGUUUCUGACUUCACUGUUGGCAACAAACCACAGUAUGAAAUUUCAGCCCGUAGCUGGGCUGGCUUGCACCUCAGUUGAUGCUGCUAGAUUCCCUGGGAGCCAGCAGGGAGCUGGUGGACUCAUUGCUGCCCAAAACUGAAAGGCCACAGCCAGCCUGGUCAUCCUGAGGCAUGACCUGCCCCACUGACCACACUCCACCGGACACAUACUAAGACUGUUGCUGUCAGUGGACAAAGUUCUCUGUUCCGGCCAAUGUGACCAUAGUACCUGGGUCUGGGGGAGGGGCCUGAAUGCCCUUGCCAGCCCUGCCCAGGCUAAGCUCCCUUUUCUGCUGAACCAUGCCCCCCACCCCCUCCUCCGGUCAGUCUCCCCCACCUUAUUUAUUGGCAUGGAGGGGGAAGCCCAUGGGAGAAUUUUGGGAAUGUUUUGGUCUUUCCUUCCUUUUGUAAUAAAAAUUAUUUAAGUUGUUA
Molecule: messenger RNA, 2498 nt
Organism: Castor canadensis (American beaver)
Lineage: Eukaryota; Metazoa; Chordata; Mammalia; Rodentia; Castoridae
Gene: Ihh
Product: Indian hedgehog signaling molecule
Biological process (GO): intein-mediated protein splicing; smoothened signaling pathway; cell-cell signaling
Molecular function (GO): calcium ion binding; patched binding
Source: RefSeq, a predicted model, not a curated record